AUGAGGCUCCCCCCCCGCCUGUCGCCGCAGCGGGGGGCCGCGCGGCUGUCCUUCCACGAGGGCGCGCCCAUCAGGCUGUCGUCCCACGAGGGCGGCCCUCGCAUGUCCCCCCGGGAUACUCGUCGCGCCUCUCGCACGAGUCCCCUCCCCCGCCUUGUCGCCCCACGAGCCGGUAGCUCGCCACCUGCCCGCAUGCGCCGGGGACCCUCCAUCUCUCUCCCCAAGCGCCGCCUGUCCCCUCACGAAGGGCCGCCUCGCAUGUCCCCGCAGGAACAGCCACGCGCACCGGAUGUCGCCUCACGACCCCCCCUCACACAUGGCGCCUCACGACCCCCCCUCACACAUGUCGCCCCCGGACACGCGCACCGGGCGUCCGCCCCCGGAGCACGCGUGUCGCAUGUCCUCCCAAGAGCACAGUCAGCGCAGGUCGCCGCAGGAGCACGCGCACCGGGCGUCGCCGCGGGGCUCGGCGUCCUCCCGCAUGUCCUCGCGGGAGUCGUCGCCGCGCCCAGUCCCCCCGCGGGACCAAAGUCCGCGCUCGUCCGUCACGAGGCCGGCCCCCCUCCUCCCCCCCCACGACCCCCUGCCGCGCCGGCCGUCCCGCGAGUCGGUGUCGCAGCUGCUGAUCCACGAGCCGCGCGCCCCGCAUCGCCUCGCGCGAGUGUGUCCCGCGCGUGGCGUCCGCGAGUCCCCGGCCGGCGCGGCGCCCCACGAGCCCCGCUGCGGCCUCGUCCACCUCGUCCAGCCGCUCCUCCGCCGCCCGCCCUCCGUCGGACGGCCUCAGCAACCACCGGGGGGCCCCGCACGCCGGCCCCGAUCGCCCCCGGCUCUCGCGGCGGGAGACCGACCUGUCCCUCAACCACGUUCGGCUGCGGAGACGUACAUCAACGUGGAGACCCUAGAGGACGGGAGGCCGAGAAGCAGCUCUCGCAGGCGUGGAAGAGGAAUCGAAGACGCUCAUGGAGGCCACCAUACCCAGUACCUGAAGUCAGCGCCGCUCAAGCGCGUCACUCACCAGCUGGAGGAGACGUCCUCCUCAACUUCCUCACAACCAUCACGGAGGCUGUCCUCACCUGCGUCCCUCACGUGCCUCUCAGCCUCGCCUUGCUCCUGGCGUUGCCCUUCGCCGUCGUGGUCAAGGCCUUGGGCGCCCUGUGCCAGGCCUCCGGCUGCCGCGGCUGCAAGACGUGUCCCACGAGUAUCUAG
Molecule: messenger RNA, 1206 nt
Organism: Penaeus monodon (black tiger shrimp)
Lineage: Eukaryota; Metazoa; Arthropoda; Malacostraca; Decapoda; Penaeidae
Product: basic proline-rich protein-like
Exons: 1
Coding region: 1-1206 (401 amino acids)
Source: RefSeq, a predicted model, not a curated record